UACAGUCACUGGCAGCAGCUGAAAUGGCGCAGCAAGAAAUUCCCCUGGACAGAGAAAGAUUCUGCUGUUCGAUCUGUCUGGAUCUACUGAAGGAUCCGGUGACUACUGGCUGUGGACACAGCUACUGUAAGAGCUGUAUUAACACCCACUGGGACAAAGGGGAGAAGAGAGGAAGCUACAGCUGUCCUCAGUGUAGACAGACCUUCACACCGAGGCCUGUCCUGGGGAAAAACACCAUGUUAGCUGAUUUAGUGGAGGAGCUGAAGAAGACUGGACUCCAAGCUGCUCCUGGUGAUCACUGCUAUGCUGGACCCGAAGAUGUGGCCUGUGAUUUCUGCACUGGGAGAAAACGAAGAGCUCUCAAGUCCUGUUUGAAUUGUUUGGCCUCUUAUUGUGAAAAACACCUCCAGCCUCAUUUUCAGUCAGAUGCAUUUAAGAAGCACAAGCUGGUGGAGCCCUCGGAGAAGCUCCAGGAGAACAUCUGCUCUCGUCACGAUGAGGUGAUGAAGAUGUUCUGCCGCACUGAUCAGCAGUGUAUCUGUUAUCUCUGCUCUGUGGAUGAACAUAAAGGCCAUGACACAGUAACAGCUGCAGCAGAAAGGACUGAGAGGCAGAGAGAGCUCGGGCUGAGGAGACAAACAAUCCAGCAGAGAGUCCAGGACACAGAGAGAGACGUGAAGCUGCUUCAACAGGAGGAGGAGGCCCUCAAUGGCUCUGCUGAUAAAGCAGUGGAGGACAGUGAGGAGAUCUUCACUGAGCUGAUCCGUCUGCUGGAGAAAAGAAGCUCUGAUGUGAAGCAGCAGAUCAGAUCCCAGCAGGAAACUGAAGUGAGUCGAGUCAGAGAGUUUCAGGAGAGACUGGAGCAGGAGAUCACUGAGCUGAAGAGGAAAGACCAGGAACUGAAGCAGCUCUCAGACACAGAGGAUCACAACCAGUUUCUACACAACUACCCCUCACUGUCACCACUCAGUGGAUCUACACACUCAUCCAUCAUCAGGAUCCGUCCUCUGAGGAACUUUGAGGACGUGACAGCAGCUGUGUCCCAGGUCAGAGGUCGACUACUGGACAUUCUGAGUGAGACAGACACAGAGAUUUUACAGAUUGUGUCUCAAGUGGAUGUUUUACUGUCACAACCAGAGCCAGAGACCAGAGCUGACUUCUUAAGAUAUUCACAGGAAAUCACACUGGAUCCAAACACAGCAAAUAAACAUCUGUUAUUAUCUGAGGGAAACAGAAAAGUAACAUGUAUGUUUGAAGAACAGUCUUAUUCUGAUCAUCCAGACAGAUUCACUUAUUGGCUUCAGGUCCUGAGUAGAAAGAGUUUGACUGGACGUUGUUACUGGGAGGUGGUGGUGGGAGGAGUAGUUCAUGUAGCAGUCACAUACAAGAAUAUCAGCAGAGCAGGACACUCAGGUGAAUGUAGAUUUGGAUUCAAUGAUAAAUCUUGGUUGUUAUAUUGUGAUGGAAACAGUUAUACCUUUUGUUACAACAGCAUGGACACUCCACUGUCAGGCCCUGUGUCCUCCAGAGUAGGAGUGUACCUGGAUCACAGUGCAGGUGUUCUGUCCUUCUACAGAGUCUCUGACACCAUGACUCUCCUCCACAGAGUCCAGACCACAUUCACUCACCCUCUCUAUGCUGGAGUUAAUGUUUAUUAUGGAGCUACAGCUGAGUUCUGUAAACUCGAAUAGAUUCAAGUCAUUUGAAGCGGUGAAUUAGAUUCUGUGUGUAAAUCUUUUACUUCAUUCUUUCAACCACUGACCUUCCUUUAUCACACAUAUUUAGUUCUCACUUUGUAAAGACAGAAAUCUAUAAUAACACUGACUUGAAUGUGUUUGAAAGAACUGAUGUUGCUGUUGUUUUCUAAAUCAAAGAAGAAAUCAGGUUGUGUGAUGUUUUAGAACCUGUUUAGAUCCUGAUCCUCUUCAAUGAGCUCAUUGUUUGUUAUUUUCUUUUCCACAUGUGAGACGGAGAUGAAACAAACUGAGUGUGUGUCCAUGAACUCACUGAACAAGAGUCACUGAACAGACUUUACUGAUGAAAUGAUCAAUGACCUCAGAGCAUCAGUGUUAUGGGAUGUUUGGUCACAUUGUAAAUGUUGAACCUGGUUUGUUUUUAUCACGGCUCAUCUCUGUAAAGUGUGAAUCCACUCGUCCUCAUUGUAUUUACAUAUUUAGUGAACGGGCAUAUUGAUCUGCUGCUGCGUAGGUUUCUGUUGUUUUUGAUUUUCCUGAUCUGAACUAGCAGGUCCAUUGGAGAUUGUCCUGAUCGAGUCCCUCUGAGGGUUUGUUCUGCAGCUCUCAUCACAUGUGUUUCUUAUACAUGUCUAUAUACAUUUAAAUCUCUUAUAUGAAGCAAAAAAAUUAUCUAAUGUGUGAAGAAGCUGAAAGUUGAAAUAAAGAAUAAAUCUAG
Platichthys flesus (European flounder) is the source of this 2412-nucleotide messenger RNA. RefSeq names its product tripartite motif-containing protein 16-like. Lineage: Eukaryota; Metazoa; Chordata; Actinopteri; Pleuronectiformes; Pleuronectidae. Gene Ontology annotation, molecular function: protein binding; zinc ion binding. The transcript has a single exon. Bases 24 to 1691 code for a protein of 555 amino acids. The record is from RefSeq and is a predicted model, not a curated record.